Molecule: messenger RNA, 1093 nt
Organism: Fragaria vesca subsp. vesca
Lineage: Eukaryota; Viridiplantae; Streptophyta; Magnoliopsida; Rosales; Rosaceae
Product: transmembrane protein 205-like
Exons: 3
Coding region: 133-774 (213 amino acids)
Source: RefSeq, a predicted model, not a curated record
UCGCUUGACCCGACCCGGAGGCUCAUAAACCCGAACAAUUGGAUUAGACGAGUGUGAAGUCCACACCUACCCUCGCUUAAAGCUUGAAGAGUCUUUGAUCGACUGCUAAGAAUUUGUUGAGAAUUUUGAGGGAUGGGUUGGCUGACAAGAUCCCUAGCAGCUGUGGCUUUCUUGGCCAUCGGAGUUAUUUUCUCGCCGGAGACUUUCGGAUCGAAAUCGGACGGUCCGAAGUCGCCGGCACUCUCCACCUACCUGAAGCUGGCUCAUCUGCUCAGCUUCGCCACCGCGUUCGGCGCCGCUCUCUGGGUCACCUUCAUCGGCGGCAUCAUCAUGUUCAAGAAUCUCCCGAGGCAUCAGUUCGGUAAUCUGCAGAGCAAGAUGUUUCCGGCUUAUUUCACCAUGGUGGGGAUUUGCUGUGCCAUUUCAGUAGCUUCGUUCGGGUAUUUGCAUCCAUGGAGCUCUUCCACUGUGGCAGACAAGUACCAGCUCGGCUUUUUGAUCUCUUCCUUGGCCUUCAAUCUCACCAAUUUGUUCGUCUUCACACCCAUGACUAUUGAGAUGAUGAAGCAGAGGCAUAAGAUAGAGAAGGAACAGAACAUUGGGGAAGAAGUUGGAUGGUCCAAGAAUGUGCAAGUUGCAAAGGUGAACCCGAAACUAGCAGCCAUGAAUAAGAAGUUCGGGAUGAUUCACGGGCUAUCUUCUCUCGCCAAUAUUAUGGCCUUUGGCAGCCUUGCCAUGCACACAUGGUACUUGGCAGGUAAACUUGAUCUGUAAUUCAUAGACAGAACCCAAGUUCCCCUUCAUUUGGGGAUGGGGGAAUGAAAUGUUCUGGUCUCUUGUUGAACUAUGGAUUCUGUCCGUCAAACAAGGGCCUAAUGUCUUAUUCUCUGCUUGAAUGUUAUGUGUACAAGACUACACUUUUAUCAUGCUCAUAAUUUCAUAAGACUUGAUCAUCGGAUGUAUGACUUCUAAAUGAAGAUGAUUUACUCCUGUUGUUCUUCCCUUGCAUGUCUCAUUCAAAACAAAGCUUUUUCUGCAAUGAAAAUCAAUGAAUGUAUAAUAUUAAGAUUUCAGAGGUUGUGCUUUUCUAUUU